Vairimorpha ceranae is the source of this 1005-nucleotide messenger RNA. Its product is annotated as fructose-bisphosphate aldolase b. The record is from RefSeq and is a predicted model, not a curated record. Gene Ontology annotation, molecular function: fructose-bisphosphate aldolase activity. The transcript has a single exon. The coding region runs from base 1 to 1005 and encodes 334 amino acids. Lineage: Eukaryota; Fungi; Microsporidia; Nosematidae. Gene Ontology annotation, biological process: glycolytic process.
AUGGAAAAAGAAACUGAAAAUUUAUUAAAUCUUGGAGCUACCGCCAAAAAAAUACUUGAAAAUAAUAAAGGAAUUUUAGCGGUUGAUGAAUCUCCUAGUUCUAUGGAAGAUAAGUUUAAAAAUUUUGAUAUAUCAAAUACAGAGGAAAACCGUAGAAAGCUACGCGAAUUGCUUUUUAUGACAGAAGGAUAUGAAAAAUUUAUUGGUGGUGCAAUAUUAAAUGAGGAAACAUUUUCACAGAAAGCGAGUAAUGGGAAAUUAUUAGUUGACAUUUUGAUUGAAAAAAACGUGUGUGUAGGCAUUAAAUUAGACAAAGGACUACAAAACUUUGAAGAUGAGGAGAGAAUAUCUGUCGGCCUUGAAGAUUUGGAGAAUAGAAUACAAAAUAGUUUGUUUGAAAAGGCUGUCUUUGCUAAAUGGCGAUCAUUAUUUAUCGCGUCGAAAGAUUUACCUACUAUGGAUUGCAUAGAUGAAAAUUGUAAAAUUCUCGCAAAAUACGCAAAAAUUUGUCAAAAGUAUGGUAAGGUGCCAAUAGUAGAACCCGAGUUGUAUUUUAAAGGUAAUUAUCAAAUAGAAGAUUCUAAAAAACAUACCAAACAGAUUUUAAGUCAUCUUAUAAGGUAUUUAAAUGAUGAAGAUGUUUAUUUACCAGGAAUUCUAAUUAAAAUGGGAUUUGUUACUCAAGGAACUGAAUCAAGCGUACAAAAUUCCUAUGAAGGAGUAGGACUGGCCACCUUAAAUGCCAUGAUAUCUACAAUUCCAUGUGGAGUACCCGGAGUUGUGUUUUUAUCAGGCGGGCAUACACAGGAAGAUUCUAUAGGUUACCUUUCAGCAGUAAACAAUUAUAAGGUUUUAAAAACUUGGGAUAUAAGUUUUAGUUAUGGAAGAACAUUAACUGAUGCACCGAUAGCAGAAUGGAAUGGAAAGGAUGAAAAUAUUAACAAAGCACAAAAAGCCUUCUUUAAUUUAGCUAAAAGGUGUUAUAUGGCAAACAAAGGUAAAUAA